GGGGGGCCGGGGGAGCUCCGGCUCCCGGGGCGCAUCAGGAGGCGGCGCCGCCGCAGCGCGGUGCCCGGCGGUGCCCGGCUCGCCCCAGCCGCGCAGCCGCGGGGAAGGCACGGCGGGCGCGGAGCCGCCGCCGCCAGCUGGGAACCGGCUCGCCCGUCGCUACCGGAGAGGAACGGGAACAACUUUUCGUUGUGUUGUUUUUUUUUUCUUAUUUUUAAAUUUUUUGUAAUGGCUUUUUGGGUCGUCUGACUCGUAAGUGGAAAUAAAAUAUCCACGGGUGCCUCCACGAGGAAAGCUGAGACACUUCUAGCGUGAGCCGUCCGUGAGCUGCUGCCGUUUCUACCGUCCCCGGCUGCCCCUUUUCGCCUGGAAAAAAAAGGUUUUUCUCCUCCGCCCGGAGCCGGCCGGGGAAGGGAGGCGGCGGGGAAGCGCCCGAGCCCGCAGGGACACUGGAGCGGGUGGUGGCAGAACCAGGACACCCGCAAUGGACCCCGCGCUGGUGUGGAUACCGCCGGUCACAAAGGAGAGGAGCGGAGAAGGAACCACCCUGCGACGUUUUAUUGAAGAACCCGUCGCCCCGGCUGCCUCCACGCAUCUCCACCAACAACAUCCCUGCGGCAUCUUCUGGACCAUCGGCGCUGGGAAUAUGAUUCACCGGGCAUGAGGCGUCGUAGUCCCCGAGAGCUACCGGGCAGCACGGCUGGUUGGGCAUCAGCGGGGACGAGCGGGCUGUGCCGCCUCUCUGCCUCGGCUCCCGACAGAAAAUGAGGUGUUCCCAGUUUCCGUGGAGGUGGCCCAGCCCCAGGAUCCAAACCCGGCUCUGAGGAGCCAUCGGUUCAGGGAGGUGCAUGGCUGGAGAGGCAGGGCCUGUCGCUGCAGGGCUCUGCUGCACCGGCUGGAAAACCGUGGCACGGCUCCGGCCCUGUGGGUUUAUUUGCGAGGAGAGGCAGCAGCAAAGUUUUGCAGCCGUGCUCGGUGUUUUCUGAGGGAUGUAUUUGCUCACAAUCGGGCUGUGGUGGUUUGUCUGCCUUUGGUUGCUGAGGUGCAGAUAACCUCGCUAGGGAGUUUUUUUAUAUGUGUGUAUAUAUGUGUGCAUUCUCCUGCUAGGGCUGCUCUUGUUCAGAGGCUGCAGGCUCCUCACCUGGCUGUGUGAUGGUCUUUCAUGGAGGGCAGAGCAUGGCCAUGGGGCUCUGCGGGUGCGGGGACUAAGCCACGUGGCCCGUCUCUCGGUAAGGAGUGUCCUGUGUCUUACUCAGGCUGAUUUUGUAGAAUUUGGCAGUUUUAUACCUCCCUGUGCCCCUGCUGUGUGGUUUUACCAUCUGACAUGCUGGGCACAUGCCACUGCUUGCUGGUCCUGGUUCCCAUACAAUCCUGUGCCACUGCAUCGGGACCUUGGCUGGCAAAACCUUGGCACAUGGGCUCCGAUGCUGGGGUGGUGAGCUGGGAAACAUCCCUGGCAGACGGUUCCUGUCGUCCCAGCCCCUCAGGAGGAAUUUUUCUCAUUAAGGAUCCAUAAAACUUUGACGAGAGGAUUUUCAGGUGCUGAGGGCCAUGCUGGUGUGAGCCAGGUGCUGUUGGGUCAGGCUGCCUCGAAGCUGUAGCAGGAGAGGAAAGCUCUCACUGCGGUGCCUUCUUCUGACCUUGUGUGCAGAGCAGGGAGGAGAAAGCCCUUCCCCGGCUGUAGGAGCCUGGCUUGUUUUCAUGGCUUUAGGAACGGUUUUACUGGCUUUAGGAAUGGUUCUCCUGCUGUCUGAGUGGCUCGGUACCGCUGGGGCAUGUUUUCUGUGCCAGAGCAGCGCGCGCUGCGAGAUGGGCCCCAUUUCAGCCGACCGUAUCACUAAAAAUUGGAAUCUCAGUAUGAAUAUUUAUCGCCAGGCUAGGGCAGAGAAGCCCACGGAAGGAGGAGAUGAGGUGGCUGCUGCCAGGCUGUGCCCCGGGGGAUGGAGCCCCUUUGGGGAAGCCACCACAUCGCCUCAGUUUUAAGCCCCUCUAUUUAUCAGGUUUAUUUGAGCCUGAAACAUGGGUCCAUCCCUGAGCAAGCUAAAGAGGAGCCUGUUUCCUCCUGGUGCUGGUUUUAAUUCCAGCUGGCUGCCUUGCUAGGGAAGGGCUCUGACUCCCAAGGCCGAGGGUCCUGCCUGGUCCCACGACCCCACGGCGGUGGGUCCACACUGGGGAUGAUGCUUUGUGGCUGUCACCAUCCCCGAGCUGCCCCCACGCUCCCGCCGUGCGUGCGGGAUUAGUGCCGGCUCUUUGCAUCCCUGCAAGGCGCCAGAGGGAAUUUUUGCCCCAAGUGGGUUUCCUGUGUGGCUUGAACUUGUGCGGGGAAAAUUCUGGGGUGAAGCCGGGCAGCCCCCUGCUCCCAUCUGCAGCCUGACCCUAUAGCACAGGGAGCUACGGCUUCGGCAAUAAAUGUUUGGUGGGAGCCAGGCCCCCUCUGUUCCCCCUGCUUUCGGGGUGCCAGUCCCACCUUGAGCGUGGCAGGCGAUGGGCUUGGUGGCGAGAGCCUUUUGGGGACAGGGCAGGCUGUCCUUUCCCGACAGGAUGAGCUCCUUUGCUGCCGAUGUCUGAUCCUCGGCUGGAGGGUCCCUGUGCUGUGACCCCCACGGGGAUGCUGCAGCUGGGGGGGGGCGGGCUGGGGGCUGCACCUGCCGGGACCCCCGUUCCCAGCCCCGCCGGCAUCUGGGCCGCCCCAUGUCUGUCUGCAGCAGGCGCAUGCAUGCAAAAAAUAAGACAUUUCUUCUUUCUCUUCUGCCUGCGCAUUCCUCAAAAAGCUAAUAUUCAUGAAAGGUAAUUCAAUCAAACUGCGAUGCCUAUCAGCUAAUGCAGCAAAGCUGGCGCAGGGGUGAGAAUGGGAGCCAGGAACACAAAAGCCCUGUUUUAUUACCUCCUGCUUGCCUGAGAAUUGCUUUUCUCCCUCGAGUGAGCCGGCUAAAGCUGGCUUUAUUAUGUUAACCUAUUUGCGUGUCAAGAGCUAUUGUGCCUCUCUUUAUCUGUGUUUGUAUUUGCUCGAUGCAGGGAAUAAAAGGACGAGGCGAAAAUGGAUGGCUGGUCAGUGCUUUGCACUCUGGGGGCACUGAUUGGUUGCUAAGUGAUUUGCAUCCCCGGUAAUCGCUUUUAUCUCGGAAGGAUGUCGUGUAUAAUUAUAAGCCUACUGACAUCUUUUGAAAUCUGCCUAAUGGGUGUUUUUAAUUUACAUGGGAAGCAGGGGCUAUUUGUGUUGCUCUGAUUACAGGUUGUACAAGUAUAUGGUUUAAAAUAUAGAUAUUUCCGUAGACAUGGGGGACUGUGAGUGAUGGGGCGGUGAUUUUUGGCGAGUCCCUGCUCUCCCGGAGACGGGUGGAAGAGCAGAAGUCGUGGCGGGUUGAGUUUGGGGAUUAAUCUUAUCGCCCACCCCGCAGCCCAGGGUGCUGCUGGACCGUGUGCCUGGCCUGUGCAUCAGCUGUUCCUACAGCUGUGCUGAGAAAUAAAACAAGAGAUGGGCUCUGGGCUGCUGCGAGCCAGACCCUGCUGUGCUGCUCAUGGCCAGGAGCUCCCCUCGGCAGCCCUGGGACAGGGCACGGGGGGGGCAAAUGCCACCGAGCCCUCACGCCAGGUGUCCGUGCCAGCGUGGGGCUGCUGAUGCUGAGCAUCCCUGCUGUGCCAGUGCAGGGGAGCCCAGGGUCUGUGGUUCCCCACUCAGCCCCCUGUGUGCCAGAUGCUUUGCUGGGCCAGGGGGUAAAUAUUAAUAUCUAACGGGUGCCCGGUGCUCCGGCUGAGCCCUGCCAAACCGUGCUUCUCAGGAGCCAUAUGAUCCUGUGUCUUUAUUAGAGCUGCAGCUGGUGGGUUCGCAGAGCCGUGGCAGAGGUGCCGUGUUCACUUACAGCAGAUAAAGCUCCUGAUCGAUCGCCUGUGGUCCUGCUGUUGGCCCUGGGCACCUGCACCCACUGGGCUCCAAACCAGGAGGUGCACCGGAGCCUGCUGAGGUGUUAAUGGGGCUCAAGGUGUGUUUCUGGUGCUGGGGGCACUGACAGUGCUGUGCAUGUAUCUCUUGGGUGUUUGGUGGGAUGUGGAUGCUCCAAAACCAUCCUGUGUGUGCUUGGGUGCGGAGGAGCUCUGGUGUGGAAAGCAGUCCGUCAGGAGCACAGUGGCUGUGCACUUGCUUUCCUGCUUUUGGCUUCCAUGCUGGUAAAUCAUUGUGGUGCUGUAGGGGCUGCCAGGGGAGGGUGGAGGUCUGAGGUGGAGGUCACAGUGACAUGGAGGGUGUUGGGGUCCCUUCCGGGGCUUUGUGUGCCAGGACUGGCACCUCUCAAACACGUGGAGGUCCUAAUGCGAGACGUAUGCUUGUGACGGAUGAGGGUGCAGGGCAUGUCCCAGGGCAGGUUACCCGUGUGGGCAGCUCAGGCCGGCUCCCUUCCACUUCCUUCUCCUUUGGAAAAGACCACACCUGAACCGCGAGCACACACCCUGGCUCUUUGUGGCCAUACACAAGGUGACCCCAUAGAUUUGCCGGGCUGAGGUGUUUUUGUGGCACAUGGCACCGCACGGUGUUCCGUGCCAGUGGGAAAAGCAGGACCCAGGAUGAGUCGAUUGGGUGUGGGUGAGCCCAGGCCCCACACCCCGGGGUGCUGCACCCCCUUGCCUGGGCAGCCCCCUCCCACCUGUCCUGCUGGGCGCUGCUAUUUAUGGCUGACUGUAAACAAACUCCCAAUGAAGGAAAGUUAAUGACCUGAGACUGACGGGAGCCUGCUGGGAAUUUUUAUAGCCCCUGGGACUCCUUUUGCUAAAGAGAGAAUACAGCAGUGUUUUAACCCGAAAUGGCAAGCUGGUGCCGGAACCGGAGGACAGCCCCAGCGUGGGGAGGCAUUUCUGAGGGGCUGCCCCUGGGUGAGGAGGGGGGUUUCAGUGGGGGGACAUACCUCUUGUCCCUGUCCCCCUGUGUGGAACAGGGGUGCGCAGUCCCCUCCUCGCCCUGGCACGUCCCGGGGGCCGAGGCUCUCCAGGGCUUUCACCAUCUGCCUCUUGUAGGUCAUUCUGCUGUGCUCCAGGCUGCAGCGAGGGCUGGCUUAGCAGCACUGCUCACCGCACACUAAUAACGCCUUAAUACCCUGCGGCGGGGAGAUUGUGCUGCCAGAAAUAUUCGUAUUGCUUGUGGAAUUCAACCUUGGUUGCAUGAUGAGGGUGCCGUGAGGAAGAGGGGAUUGCUGCGGUAUGGGGUGCUCUGCUGCCCUGCACGGCCAUUGCGUUUAAUAUCCCGUCCUGGCUAAUUGCAGGGUAUGAGUAUUGCUGUCGGUGCUCUUGAGGGACGGGGUGGCGAGCACGGCAUGGGGUGCUCUGCUUGCUCCGCUCUCACCUGCUGCCUUCACACCGCCUUGAACGCACAGCCUCCCUCUGCGCACGACGCUUGAUUUACUGAGAAGAACUGGCAGUUAAACCUGACAAAUUGAAGGUGGUUUUAAGUGGUUCAGGUUAAUUAAUAGUCAGGGAAGUAUCAGUUUUUUAAGGGAUGCUCUUGGCUUGUGCGUAGAACUGGAACUUGACUUUGCCUCUGGAUAACCCUGUCCGCGGUGGGUCCCCUGGGCAGGGGGACAGAGCUGGGCUCGGUGACAUUGCUCUUUGCUUUCUGACCCCACAGCCUUGGACUUCUGCUUCAAUUUCUUACCAUGUGUGGCUGAUGCCGAGGGACACACUGGGAUGGGGUGUCCUGCGUGGCAGCAGUACCACAGCCCUGCCACUUGGCUCAGUGCCCUUUGGGGCUCCGGUUGUCCUCUCUCUCUUCACAAUGACUGGAUGUCACCGAGCUCCGUGCUGUGGCAGCAGCACGGGCUCUUACAGCCAUGCCGCUCCAGUAACCGAGUGCUUUGGCCAUGGCCACCUGUAGUGGCGCAGACGGGUGGCCGUGGUGUCCUUUCUCCUGUGGGGGACCUGUGUGUGAGCACCAGCAUUAAUGGGACCAUCGAGCUCCAUCCUGGGCUGGGACUGGAGGGAGCUGGUGUGGAUGAAGCGGAGCAGCAUCCACUCCCCUCAGGUCGUGUGUGCAUCACCCAGAUGCUCACAUCUGCUCGCAUCUGCUGGGGGGAUGCUGCCCAGGGUUGAGAUUCUAAAAACAUCCUAAUGAAAGAAGCUUAAACUUCCCUGUAAGAAGGGGAGGUAGUAAAGCGGCAGUGACCAAGCACAGAAAGCCUCUGAGUUGUAUAUGAUAAAAACACAAUGGUGCGGGGACCCGAGCAGCAUCUGUGAUGGUCUCGGUGCCCCGGUGACGUGGGGUGUGACAGUGAUGGGCACCUCCAGGCGCUCGCUUGGGGCCGUGUCCUGGCACAUCCCAAAGCCUUUUUCAGGCCACAUGCUCCGUAUUCCCCAGCGCAGACUGGGAUGUGGGUGGAAGUGGUGGUUUUUCAGCAGCCCAAACGCUUGGGAAUAUGAGAGAUUAAGGUUAGUGACCAUUUUUUAAACUCAAUAAAGGGGAAGACAAGCCGGAGUCUGCAGUCCAGAGAUAUAAUUAGUUCGCAGCAGUGGUGCUUUCUUGAUUUAGCUUCAGAGAGCAGAACAAGACAAGGAUGUUAUACCCAAUUAGCAAUAACAUACAGUCUGAGCCUCGCUAGGUGAGAUAACAAGCCAUUUUUAUAGCUCUUCUUUACAGACUUUUUUUCGGGAAGUGGGGGGAAGGAGGAAAGGGACCGAGUCUUUAUUUCUUUUCAUCUGGGAACAAUUAUUACUGAGCUCAGAAAGCCCAAAGCUGAGUGAUAUGUCGGCCAACACAGAUGAUAAAAAAAAAAAAAUGAAAAGCUGAAACAGCCUGGAGCUGGGCUGAGGCCGCUUGCUCGUCUGUCCCGGCGGGCUGCGCAGUGACCCCGGCAAGGCAAGGACACAGGCAAGGGCCACCCACGCACCGUGGAUGUGUCCUGGCUGCUGCUGCGAGGGUUGGUGGCACGUGGACUGGCAGCACCGCUCCCUGCCUGGCUAUGCCAGGUCACCCCACGGGCACCCCGGUCCCCAGCAAUGUGACCCCAGCCGUGUCCCCUGCAUGGCACCGGUCAGCUGCCUGCCACCUGCCAGGGACACGUUCUCGCUUUCUGUUGCAGAUCGAUGGCCAUUGAUUUUUCCUGCUGUGUAAACCUGGAUGGGUUGGGGCUGUGCAGUGUUUUCGUGCACGUCUGGCUCCGUGGUCGGAGCAUCUCACUCCCCCUCACAAAGCCUCUGUGCAAACUCAAGGACACCCAAAAAGCCCUGUAAAAAGUGUAGGAAACUCAGGUUUCAUUAAUCAGCUUUUAAUAAGGGGCUUUGUGGCUAUGUGGGUUAUGUACAGCUGUGCUCCCCAGGGCAGCACCCCGUGAGGAUGUGGCUGUAUUUGGGGCACCCAUGGGUGCAGGGUGACCCAGUGCCUCCCUCUGGGCAUGGCCAGUGUGGGGCGUCCUUGGGGACACCCCAGCCCCAGAGGGGUCUCAGGGUGGGAGAUAUUUUCCCUCCUGGUUGUUGUCUCCCUCCAGCCACCCGUCUCCCAUGGGGCAGAGCCAGGGGACGGGAUGGCUCCCGGGAGGGCAGGGGGCUGCUGUCUCCUCCCCUGUCCCCCUGUCCUUCCCACCCCCUUGGCAGAGAGUUGGUGGGCAGUGUCCCCUACCAGGGGACCCCUCUUGUCCAUCUGUGUCCCCCCCAGCCCACUCUAGCACGGUGCUGAUGGGGACAGGGAUGGGGACAGCGUGGCUCUCGUCCCCACCACGCGCCGGGAGAAGCCGCAGAGCCACUCUCCGGACUAUUAACGCCCCACAAUGAUCAUCAGCUCUCGUCAUAAUCAUUAAGACUAUUAGAGAGAAAUGUUGGCUUGCAGCUAAUGUCAGACUUUCCGUUCUGCUUUGCAAACGCGCGCAAUUAAUGCCAAUCAGCCGGGGGAGGCAGCCAGCUCGCAAUCACGGCUGCUCCGGCGCGGCUGUCAGCUCUUGCCAUCCCCGAUCGUACAUUUUCAUACAAUUGCUAUAAACAUCCCAGGGAAACUCCGCGUUCUUCGGCGGGCGCGGGUAUUGUUCUCUGUUCCUUUUAAUUACUCGGCAUUCAGCAGCUCAUCCGGCCUCGAAUCGGUGGGGGGAAGUAAGGCUUUGUAAAACAAAUGUAUAAAUCUUGAGAGAUGCCUUAUUUUCCCAUUCGGUGGCUGCGUUAGGUUAUCUACCGCCAAAUAAGAAAAGCCUGUUUAAUUUUUCUCUGGCUUUUCUUCUCCCCCCCCUUCUCUGUGUUGCUUUCUCCCCAUGGGGACACAGGCUGGUCUCUCUCACCCAGGGAACCCCAAAAGCAGGGUGAGCUCUGGAGAAGGGAAAGAGAUGGAAUUGCUUGACCGGAUGGUGUUAUAAUCCUUGUUACAAAAGUACACAUCAAUUAUAAGAAUUCCUACAGUAAUCUUAGAAAUCUAUCUUUUCUGCUGAACCAGCUCAUUAGAGAGCACCAUUCAUUUCCAUCUCGCCGGGUGAGAAGGGUUUAAAUCUCCAGAGCUUUGUAUUACAAAAUAGACUUAGGGUGAUGGACUCUCGUUAAAUAUUAAAAGAAAGAAGUUCAUUUUUUUUUUUUCCCCUCUUUUCCCCCAGACUGGCGGCACAGACAAAGCGUAACGUAGGGAGGAGAGGGUGGGGGGGUCCCCGCUGUGAAUAGCUUCCCCAUCUGUCGCGGGUGAUGCGGGGCCGUGCUCAAUGGGCGCCUUUGAGGACCCCGCACCUCCCCUCGCCCGGGGACCCCGCCAGCGCCGGGGGAGGAGGGAGGGAGGUUUCCCCGGGCCGCACUGGCAAGUCCCCGAGCCUGCGCCAGCCACGGCCGCCGGCACAGCCAGAGCUUUUGUCUGCCCGCGGGGCGAGUGACGGGCACAGAGCCCCUUUGUGUGCAGCUGCUCCCUGAGGCGAGCCGGGGCAGCGGCGACGGAGCGGGACACGGGGGUGGGCGGUGGGGAUGGGGAGCUGGUACUUGGGGAUGGGGAGUUUUGGUACCCAGGGAUGGGGAGUGGGAUGCAGGGAUGGGGAGCAGUGGUGGGGAUUGGGAAUUGGUACCUAGGGGUGGAGAGAGGGGGUACCCAGGGCCUGGGAGCGGGACCCAGGGAUGGGGAGCAGCGGCCGGCCGGGCUCGAGGGCGACGCGGGGCGAUGUGUGCGCUGCCGCAGAGGCUCUGUGCAAACACGUUAAUUUGUUUUCUUUCUUGCCUCGCCUUUCAGGGUAAUUGGUUGCAUUUGAAGCCUUUGUGAAAGCCUUUGAUUAUAGUAAUUUCAGCAGCGCGAUCUACCCUGGAUUCCUUCGUCAGAUUCUUUCACAGCUCAGGCGCUCGGGGCUGUAAUUACCGAGCGGCGUGUGCCCGGCCGCCGUGCGCGGUGCAGCCGGGUGGUGCUGGCCAGCCUGGCCACCACAGGAGCCGCAGGUCACCGCGGGGCAGGUGAGCCCCUGGGACAGAGCAGGAGGAGCCAUGCUGGGAGCUUUGGUCUCUGUGGUGUCCAGUGUGUUGGGUCUCAGCUGGGACGUGGGUGCUGCAGGGGGUGGACACCAGGGUGCUUUUAAUUGUUGCCUUUUUUUCUGGUUUGAUCCUGUGUCUCUGCUGGGCUGGGGCUUUGGUCCUGUGAGGAUCCCAAGCAUCCAACUCUCGCUGCUGGGGAUGAUGGGCAACUCAGUGGGCUCAUCCCCCGGCCCCUCUCCAUGUGCGGGAUGGACACACAGCGUGACCGUGUUAGAUGAGAGAGGCUUUGUGCCAAGGGGCUGGCGAGGCCCCCUGGGGGCAGCAUCCCUCCUGCUCCCUGCCACCAAAUGAGCGGGGACACAUCUGUACAGGCAGAUCCUGCCGGGACCCUGGUGCCCGCAGCCAGGAUCGGGCUCUGCCAAAAACCCCACAGGCACCCGGGCAGGACCUUUGCUAACGGGGCUGUUCCCCCCCUCACUCCUGCCAUUCCAUUCCUGGUUCCACGUAAUGACCUUCUCGGCAGCACCAUGCCAGCGUCUGCCACUUCCAAUUACCCAGCGCCGGCUCAGCGCCGCGGCCUCUCCUCACCUUGCGGCGGCACCGGGGCUUUGUCCUCCCCAGCAGCGCAGCAGGGGCACCUCACACUGGGUCCCCCACCCUCCUGGCUUGGGGACCCUCGGGGACCUGCCAGUGCUGCCCUGGGCCCCAGCUGCCCUGCCCCAGGCGCUGGAGACACUUGGGUUUCCAGAAUCAUUAUUAACCUGUUCGAGAGCUGUUCUCGCAGCUAAAAUAGAUCUUUAAUCUCUGCCCAAAAUAGCUCGUUUGAUGAGAGGCCUCCUUAAAGCUGACACAUAAAUUUAACCAGGCUGCCCAAGCCCUGCGCGAGGAUGUCUGCAAACGCUCAACAGCACUUGAAUUGUUGGGUUUUUUUUAAUUCCAUCGUUACGGGCAGAUCUGAUACCUUAUUUCUUCCAUCGGGUUUUUUGUAGUGGUCAGGAGGCAAUUUGCUUUUGUGUUCUGCUGUGGGACGUGGUGUCCAUGUCUCUUGUCCCAGCCUUCCUGGAACCGCUCAUGAGAAAAAGGAUAUUUUGUUGUGUUUUUUGGUAUUUUUUUGGUGUUGAUGUUCUUAACAGUCCAGGGCUUCUCCUUGGAGCCACCCCCGGAGCAGUAAUCUCAGCACUGAGUGGGAUGGGUGAGCUGGGGGUGCUGUCUGCUCGGUGCCAGCGGGCACUGGGCUCACCCAGGGCACCUCCCCCGUGUCCCCACAGAGCAGAAGCAGCCCAGUGGGUGUAGGUCGCUCCCCCAGCCCCCCAAAACCCCCACUCCCCCUGUGACAUCCUGAGCAGCAAAAUAAUCACUUCCAGCAUCAUGAUCCGUUGCAAACCCCAGCUUCCAAUUUUAAUCAGAGGAGCUGGUGUUGCUUUAAGAUCUUCGGGUUUUAAAGAUCACAAGAGGGGUUAGAGAAAAUUACCCUUGACUCUUACAUGCUAAUGUAAUCUCUAACCAGAUCUGCAGCACUGCAGCUAAAAUUGCUUUUUAGAUUAACAUUUAAUUAUUAACAGGGCCCCCUGAAAGGCCCGGGGCUGGAGCACGUGGAGGGGAGCGGAUUAGGUGGGCGGGCUGGCGCGGCGGCCGGGCGCGGGGAAGGUCGCGGUGUGGCUGGCGGCACCGUGCCGGGCUUUAUUGCCGCCCUCGGCACGGCGGUGGCAAACUUUCUGCUUUAUUUUAUCUGCUGCUCCUUGUGAUUUACGGUGGGGUGACCUUUCCUGCGCUCGCCUGUUGCAGGACCGAGCUGCAGCGUCGCUCACCGAGCGCCGUGUUCCCUUCGCCACCUCAACCCAGGCACCGUAAAUCUGCUGCUGGGUGGGAGAUGGGCACGAGCUGGCAGGGCCAGCAGUGCUGCAGUGCCAAGUGGCAGUGCCAGCCAAAACCCUGCUCACCCUUUCUGUGCACAGAGAGGAAGCCUUCCUCCUCUAGCACCUCCUCAUCCUCAGAGGAGGGAUGUGUCUGAUGGGAAACCAGUGUCCCUGGGGAUUGGGGGCAGUGGGAGCUGCUGUGCAAGGGCAGCACCAGUGUCUGCAGGGCCACAGGGAAGGGACAACGGAGUCUUCUCCAUCACAGUGCAGAGGGACAAGGCAUGGGGCUUUGAUGCCAGCCUUGGCGUGGAUCCCGUGCUGUCCGUCCGUCUGUCUGGCAGUGUCAGAAGCCUCGUGCGCCUUUCCUGGCUGGGGUGACCCAGUCACCUCCUGUCCUUGUGCCAAACCCAGACCUGUCUGAAUAGCUGUGAGGAGACGCAGUGGUGUGACUCACAUGGCUUCUCAGCAUCCCCGCUCCUGCCCCCCUGUCCCAGCCUCGAAUACUCCCUUUUUAUGGCUUUGCAUCCCAGGUCACCCCGGUUACUACUCCUGGGGAGGGAUGCUCGCACAUUGCACCAGAGCCUGGCUGGUGACCAAGACCUUGGCCCUGGUGCUGGGGCUGCCUGCCCCCCCUGCCCAGCCAGUGGCACAGACCCAUUUCAGGCUGAGACUUUAAAAAGUUCGCUUUUUUUUUUAACUCCCGCCUCCCGUCACAUUUUCUUUUAUCUAAAUCCUCGCCUGCAAAAGCCUCUAUCGACAGCUGCGCUGGCCUUAUCUCGCCGGAGGGACCUUCGUGGGUCUCUCAGAGGAGAUAAGCCCCGACUUAUCAGCCGCUGAUGUCAGCGGAGGUGCCAAACCCUCCUGUCACAGGGACUUUAGACAUAGAGGGUGUGGUGGUUUUUUUUAAUUCUUUAUUAAAGUCACAAAGACCUUGGGCUUAUAAAUAGUGAGAUGUGGAGACAGAGCUUCAAAAUCAGCUGUCCUGGAGGUGGGGAUGGGAAGGAGCCAUCUGAGAGGGGCUGGGGAGGGAUGGAGGGAGACAAUGCUGGGGCUGAUGUUCCUUGGGGACCCUGUUCUGUGUAUCCCCGAGGGCCCCUCUCCUGGCAUCUCCAGGAGUGGGACCGGCUGUGGCGCUGGCCGGACCAUCAGCAGAGCCCACACAGACUCAGGGCGGUUCGGCAAAACUGCUGAGUGUUGCUUUUCCUGCCACACGAAAGAGCCAGAGCAGCUUGAACUAAAUCGGAUCCUGCUGAUUGGAAUUAGUUCAAAUGCAGAUGGAGCUAACUAAGCCGGCGCUAAGCGUUCGGCCAGCCCAGUGCCCAAUUCCCAUCAGCUGAUUCAGGGGCUUUGCCGAGUGGCAUUAAGGAAAUGCCACCGCGGCACAGAUGCCCAUUGUGCCGGGUGCCCUCCUGCUCGCCUGUGGGUCCACAAGAGGGCCAGGAGGUGCCAGGACAGAGGGACAGUGUCACAGUGUCGUGACAUGUGCGGCACCAGGACCCUCACAGUGACAAAGAGCGCCCAUGAAGGUGGGCAUGCAGCAUAACGCACAAAAAAUCAUCUCCACUGUGUGACACUGCGUGAUGGGGACAGAACUGGGGUCUGGAUAAAUUGGCAGCUUUAUUCAGUUUGGUGUGUGGCUUCUGUGUCUCUCCUGGCUGAUGCUGGUGAUGCUAUGCUGUGUGUGGCCAAGGUUGGGACAGCUCUGGGGGGUGCUGGGCUCUGCAUGGGCAUGUGGCCGGUCCCAGGGUGCAGUGGUUGGGAGAACACCCGUGCCACCAUGGGGGUGUCCCAGGGCCAGCUCCUGUCACCAGCCACCAGCAUCGCCCCUGCACCAGGGCUGCAUCCUCACCCUCCCUCCUGCCAGCACCCUUAUUUGGUGCCACAGCAGCGGCCGCAUCCUACCCCAUGGGGGCUGAGGGGCCUCUCUGCUCACCCCGUGCCACUCCAUCCCAUGGGUGCUUUGUCCUCGCUCUCAGUCCCCUUGUCCCCAGGGACCAGAAGGGACCUGACGUGCAUCCAGCAGCAUCACGAGCUGCCCACAAACCCAGGGACAGGGACAUGGGGCAGUGUCCCGGUGAGAAGCCGACCUCACUGCAGGGGAGGAGGUGACGUCUGCCGGCUAAUCGGCCAGAUGGUGACAGCCGGUGGGACACCAGCCCCGAGGUCACUGCGUAGGUGAGGCUCAGGUACCCGAUGCAGCCAUCCCCCGUAUGGCCCUGGGUGCCCUGACCUGGGUCUCCCCCGCACAGGGAUGGGGUCGGUGUGACAGCUCCCCGGUGUGGAUUCCACUGCUGGCGCGUGCCGGGGGUGCCGAGAUGUGCUGGGAGCAGGGCCGCGUAAUGCACCCCGAGUCCCGGCGGGGAGAGGCGGGCUCCCUGGCAGUCAAAUGCGCUCAGCCUCUGAAUAAGAAGCACUUCAUUCUCUUUUCAAACUGUAUAAUUUCUGCCUGAUUGUAAUGGCAUAUUUUAAAAUUACCAGAAAUCGAAGCCAGAAAAUGGAUACGGCUGCUUUUACUGCAAGCUGCGUUAACAAAGGAUAUGUAAUGCAUGAAAUAAAAACACCUCCCUGCCCCCCUCCUUUUUUUUAAGACAGUAAUAGGAGAAAAUUGGUUUUGAAACUGAAUAAAAGUCCCUUUCAGAGGAAAUCAUUUCUUUCAGGGUACCUUUGCUGAAAGUAAAAUAGUGAAUAAUGAAAGGUGGUUACAUGAUUGUCUUUCAUUUAGAGAGCGCGAGGACAGAUGGAAUCUGGGAGAAAUGCACGAUUGGAAUAAUUGCAUGGUAACAAGGCGCUUGUUGUGAAAUUAGUAUCUUAAGAAAGUAGUGAAAAAGGCUUUUACUCAUGAAUACUUCAUUAUUAGGAGAAAACAGCACAAUUUGGGUUCUCCAGACACCUGCUUGAUAUGAGAUGAGUUCCUCCUCCCCUCCUUCUCCUCACACCUUGUGCUAAUGAGUCUCUCCCUUGCAGAGCCAGGGGGGACGGGGUGAGACCCCCAGUCCCCUCGGCACUUACCCCCUGAGUGGGUCUCAGCGCCACCGUCCAGCUUGGGGACAAGCCCAGAGCCUGGGACCCCCUGGCCCGGUGGUGGGGACGCGGGACAGGAGCGAGCGGCAAGUACAUUAGUACCGUCAUCUGGGCACCGCGGUGGCUGCGAAGGCGUCUCCAAGGGUGACGUUUAGCCCGGCAGAGCAAGGAGAGCCCUGGGCACAGCUCGACAAGCGUCUGUCAGGGCUUUGCUGCCCGGCGGGUGACAGUCACAGGCUGUGCCAGCGUGUGCCUGAGGCCACUGUGCAGGGUCACCGCUCACCAGUGCCGGGGUGUGCAGUAAACGUCUCGUCUGCCGGAUGGCUGCAGGAGGAGGUGGUUUCACUGUGACAAAGUGAUGUACCUGGCUGUGCCACCUGGACACAACCCGCAGCCGUGACACCAGCCAUGACACCCGGCUGUGACAUCUACCCGUGACUCUCAAGGUUCAGCGGGGGGACUGAUGCCUCAGAAGCCACGACGCCGGGGGCCAGGCAGCGGUGCUGGCAUUUCUGCUGCUCCUGCCCACAUCCUGCUGCCCUCUCUGAGCAGAAUCUCGCUCCCACACCAGCCGGAGCCGUGGGAGGGUGUCAGAAGCAACCGGCUAUAAUUCAUGCCCUCGGCGGCGGUUCCUGAAGGAUGUACAAUUAGCGGAGCGGCGGCAGCGAUGACUUUGGCCUGACCCCUCCAGCUUUUGUUGAGCAGAUUUUGAUGCCAGCUGGGAGCUGGCGACAGAUCCCAGGACCCCCAGUGGGAUUUUAACACCAUCUUUGGAGCCGGCGGGGUUGCUGUGUGCUGGGCGGCGCCGGCUGGCACACCAGGAGCACGGUGCUGGAGGGAUGCUCCAUUCCCAGCAGGAAGGGACGAAAGCUUUGCUGGAAGCACAAAUCACCCACCGAGACCUUCGUAUUUAUUUUAAAUGCAUUCGUAUUUACUUAAGGCUUUCGGAGUUAUUUAUUUAUCUCCAAAGGAGCAAAGGGCUCUGAGCAGCGCGUGCCCACAGUUGGUGCCAGGAGCUCGGCGGCUCCAUCCAGCUCCGCUGCCCAGCGAGCGGGUGGGUGGGCAGCGGAGUGGGCAGGGGGGCGACAGGUGGGUCCCCUGACCUGACCCAUGUCUCUUCUCUCAGCAGGACGUGGGGCAGUGGUGGGGGCGGCUCUGCCCCCCGGGACACCCCAACCAUGCUGGCCUGUCUGCAGAGGACCCAGAACCCCCCGGCCCAGCACCUCCCCUGCCCCAGCAAGGCGCUGGAGCCGCGCAAGUGCGAGUCGGUGGCCCCCAUGCAUUCCCCGCGCUACCCCAGCCCCGCCGAGCUGGAUGCCUACGCACAGAAGGUGGCCAACAGCCCGCUGACCAUCAAGAUCUUCCCCACCAACAUCAGGGUCCCCCAGCACAAGCACCUUAACCGGACGGUCAACGGCUAUGACACCACGGGGCAGCGCUACAGCCCCUACCCCCUGCAUGCCGGUGGCUACCAGGGGCUCCUGGCCAUCGUCAAAGCCUCCGGCAAAAGCGUGGUGAAGAACUCGGAGGGGAAGCGGACUAAGCUCUCUCCCGCGCAGGUCGGCGUCGCUCCCUACCCCACCUCAAGCACUUUAGCUCAAGGGCCCUCCUGUGCCGGGCAGCUGAGCUACCACGGCAGCCAGAAGCAGCUGGAGGGUCCCGUGCCCCCCAAUGUGACGGUGGCAGCCUCGGUGCUGCCGCUGGCGGGCAGGAGCCUGGCGCUGCCACCCUCCAACCUGCCCUCCAUCCAGAGCAUCAUCUACCAGAUCAAUCAGCAGUGCCAGGCGCAGGGUGCCCAGCCGGGCUGCCCAGCCGCUGUGGCCACCAACCCCAGCCCAGCCAAGCACGGCGCAUUCACUGGCACCGCCGCCUAUGCCGGCAGCGUCCUGCCAGAGUGCCGAAAGGGUGCCGAGCUGGCGCUGGGCUCCAACCCAACCCUGGGAGCCAAGGCGGGCAUCUACCCUGAGGGCAUGGACUACCUGUUGUGGCAGCAGAAGCAACAGCAGCAGCAGCACCUGCGGAUGUACAGUGGGGGCAGCGGCGGCGGGGGAGCCCUCAGCAAGUCCCCCGAGACAUGCGUGGGGACCUCGCGCCCCUACGCCCUGGGCAGUGCAGCUGAGAAGGUGAGCUCAUCCCCUUUGAACUGCAUGCACGGCAACUUCGCGGUGGGGCAAUACUUUGCGCCUCCUUGGAACAGCAUCUUGGUGACCCCCAAUAGUGACUGUUACAACCCACCGGAGUUGGGGCCCCGGGAUCUGGGGGUGCCCGCAGGCGAAGGGCUGCCCAGCAAGACCCUCUGCAAUACCUCCAUCCUCAGCAGCAGCCUCCAGUCCCUGGAGUAUCUCAUCAACGACAUCCACCCGCCCUGCAUCAAGGAGCAGAUGCUGGGCAAGGGCUACGAGACGGUGUCGGUGCCGCGGCUCCUGGACCACCAGCACGCCCACAUCCGCCUGCCCGUCUACAGAUAAGGAACCCUCGCGGCUUUUCCCAAAACCCAGGGCCAGGACUUUGGCAGGAGCCGUGCUCCCCUCCAGCACCGCGCGGGUACCGGACCGUGGCAGCGAGGGCAGGGGGACGGGGAGGGGGACACGGGUUUGGCGGCUGAAAGGGCUCCCGGGACACUGGUAUUUCACUGGGGUCCCCAGACUGGAUCCACCCGCAACCCACUGGAAGCUGAGGACGAAGGACUGCUUGUCUAUAGAGCUCAGAAAUCAUUUUUAUCUCCACGAAUGUGAACAGGGAAUUGCUACGAGUUGCUGCUAUCCAGGGAGAGGAGGCUCCGCGGGCGCCCGGCCGGAUCGGUGCGGGGCAGAGCCCCGGGCCGGGGGCCACCGGCAGCCGGUGCUGGCGCGGUGGCCGCAGGGAGCUCACACCUGACCUGUAGCUGAAGUCCAUAACUUGCACUGCUUUGAUUAAAGCUAAUAAUUGGGGACAGUCUGGAAGCUAUUUAAGAAAAAACACUUGAAAACUUGAACAGAUUUUUUUUGUUUUUUAAUUUUUUUCUUUUUUUUUUAGUUGACUAGGCUGUACAUCGACAUGUUGGCUGCUACAGUCUCUUCCUCCCUCUUCCCCUCUUGCCCGGCCCCACGUUGGCCACCGGCUCCUAUUCCCACCCAACUGGGACCGCCCAGCCCUGCAACACCCCCGGUAACCCACCCAGGGCUCACAUUUCCAGGCUGUUUAUUUUCUUGCCCCUUUAUUGUCAGUUCUACCUUGGUUCUGGGUUAGAGGUGAUCACAGUACCAGGGGUGCUCACAUACCUCCUUUUCUCUUUUUUUCUUUUUAUUUUUAAAAAAAGUUCCGAAAUGCUCAUUAUGGUCCAUUAUUCACUAUGUGUAAUUAUGUGUUUAAUAGAUUUAUUCAUUUAAAAAAGGCUCUGCACCGCAAGAUACAAAGUGUUUUGAUGUUUAAAGGAAAAAUACCCUGAUGAAACCCAAGGUGAUUGUGCUCGGAAAAGAGGUACUGUAUCCCUGAAAGGCCUGUUCAAGCACUAAGUGCAUUUACAAAUCUCUGAGAAUGUUUUUUUUUUUAUACUAAAAUUGACCAUUAUAUUCUACUGUGAGAAGUGCUGGCUGCACUAUAUUGUUUUAAAAAUGAGAGAAAACAAAUGAAAAAAAAAAAAAAAAAACAAACAACCUGCAAGCCGUGUGUCCGGAUGGUGUUUUUCCCAAAGUAAAACCAGGAUCUCACUGGA
Columba livia (rock pigeon) is the source of this 17964-nucleotide messenger RNA. It is a transcript of the gene FAM222A, whose product is annotated as family with sequence similarity 222 member A. Lineage: Eukaryota; Metazoa; Chordata; Aves; Columbiformes; Columbidae. Bases 15449 to 16738 code for a protein of 429 amino acids. The transcript is spliced from 2 exons. The record is from RefSeq and is a predicted model, not a curated record.